This is a messenger RNA of Anopheles cruzii, 1120 nucleotides long. Its product is annotated as alpha-tocopherol transfer protein-like. Bases 115 to 1044 code for a protein of 309 amino acids. NCBI's taxonomy places the organism in Eukaryota, Metazoa, Arthropoda, Insecta, Diptera, Culicidae. The record is from RefSeq and is a predicted model, not a curated record. The transcript has 4 exons. Gene Ontology annotation, cellular component: membrane. Gene Ontology annotation, molecular function: phosphatidylinositol bisphosphate binding.
UGGUUCUGGUCUAGCGAUCUACGGUAGUACACGGUCUUCUCGGCCAAUCCUUCCACCGAUUUCGACAGCACGGGCUUCCGCGGUGACGGAGCUACCAUCGGGACUGUUUUCAGCAUGGCCAACGUCGUGAGACCGCUCGUUCCGGAACUGGCCGAAAAGGCGCGCCAAGAGCUGAACGAAGUGCCGGGCCGGAUGGCGGAAGAUUUGGGCGCGUUGCGCGCCUGGCUACUGAAGCAGCCUCACCUCAACCCGCGGACCGACGAUCAGUUUUUGGUGAACUUCUUACGCGGCUGCAAGUACAGCCUGGAGAAGAGCAAAGAGAAGCUGGACAACUACUACACGGUCAAGACGGCCAUUCCGGAGUUUUUCGAAAACCGUGACCCGCACGACAGAACCUUGCAAACCUACAUGACCUUCGGUGUAAACCUCCCGCUACCGCACACACUUGAAGUGGACGGACCACGGUUCAUGUUGGUGCGAAUGGGUGCGUACGAUGCCACGAAGUACUCGAUUGUGCAUGUGAUGAAGGUGUGCUAUAUGAUAACUGAUCUGCUGCUGGUGAAUGACGAUACUUCCAUAAUUGCGGGACACAUGGUACUUGUAGACCUGAGGGGACUCACCUUCGCCUGCAUGUCACAGUUCAGCCCAACGUUCAUCAAAAAAAUGACCUCCGUCAUCGAGGCGUUCCCCAUCCGCACCCGAGGCAUCCAUUUCAUAAAUCCUUCGUCCGGAUUCGACGCUCUCUACCGACUGUUUCACGGAUUUUUGAGCAAAAAGAUCCAGGAACGCAUCCAGGUGCACGAAUCGUUCGAAGCGCUGCAUAAGGUGGUACCCAAGAAGUACCUGCCGGAGGAGUACGGCGGCAGUGGCGGGCGCUUGAACGAUAUCAUCGAGGACUGGCGCCUCAAACUUAUCGCCGAGCGUGCCUUUUUCGCGGACGAUGCCAAAUAUCGUAACGACGAGCGAAAACGACCGGGCAAGCCGAAGAACGCGAGUACCCUGUUUGGCGUGGAAGGCUCGUUCCGAUCGCUGGAGUUUGACUAGCGACCAUGCGUUUCUCACUCACUGCCAAUGAUGUUGCACUAUCUAAUGACCGUUCCGGAAUAAAGUCACCUGUCAU